AAAAGAUAAACAUUCAGCAGGCAGCAGUGGAUCUGCAGCUGUUCCUGCUCUGUCUGUCUCCCUUUUAUACACAGAUUAUGGUCUGCCUCUCCAACGCGAACAAUAAAGCAACACAAUCGGUGUUUCGUUCUUUUUUUGUCGCCGUCCUUUUCUUUGCGGAAUAAGUUAGCUAAAUUCUGCUACUCCAUCUAACGUUAGCUAGCAUGCUAACGUAACAUUGACUUUUCCUCCCAACGACGAAGAAGAGGAAGGACACAUAAUGUGACACAUUCCCGAUGGCUUCAUCUUAUGCAGUUGAAAAAGCAACAUGGUGUGAAGGUGACACAUGUCUCGCUCCUGACCCAAAAGACGGCUCACUCCGGAAAUCUACCAUUAAAAGACUCACCUCCACCUCUCAUGAGAAUGAUACCACAGCAUGGGUGGUAUUCACUGAGCUGGAUAAAGAUGCCAAAGAAGAAGAAGAAGAAGAAGAGGAGAAAGCUGUACCGGUCUCAAAACUCAUGAGACCAAGCAUGAAUGACUUCAGCCAGGAGAAACCUUGGUUUCCCAGCAGCGUCAUAGACACCAGGCUAUGUGUCCCCUUCGAGUUAAGGGACGUUGACGGGGACAGAGUCCCCUACACCAUCAACAGAUACCUGAGGGAUUACCAGAGAGAAGGUAUCAGGUUCAUUUACAACAAUUACAUCAGUUCCCGAGGUUGUAUCCUGGGGGAUGACAUGGGCCUGGGAAAAACUGUACAGGUCAUUGGAUUCCUUGCUGCUGUAUUGCACAAAACGGGCACAUGGGAGGACAUCAAGAACAACAGACCACAGUUUCUGCAGAGUCAGAUACCCUCCAAGCAAAGUAAACCCAGCAAAGUGUUCCUCAUUGUGGCCCCUCUGUCAGUGCUUUAUAACUGGAAGGAUGAGCUGGACACAUGGGGUCACUUCCAGUGUGUGGUGGUGCACGGGCUGAAGAAAGAAGAGGAGCUGGCUCGCAUCCCAAAUGGGCGCAUCGAGAUCGCUCUCACCACCUACGAAACUCUGCGCCUGUGUCUGGAUCAGUUUAAUAGCAUAGACUGGUCUGUUGUGGUGGUGGAUGAGGCCCACAAGAUUAAAAAUCCAAACUCUCAGAUCACUCAGGCAAUGAAGGAUCUGAAGUGUAAGAUCAGAGUUGGUCUGACUGGCACCGUCUUACAGAACAACCUUGAAGAGCUGUGGUGUGUCAUGGACUGGGCCGUACCUGGUUGUCUGGACAGCUUAGGCCAUUUCAAGAACAAGUACUCUGAUCCAAUUGAAAAAGGGCAGAGGCACAGCGCAACCAAACGUACCCUAGCUACUGGGAGGAAGGCUGUCAGAGCCCUGGUGAAGAUGAUUUCCCACUUGUUCCUCAGAAGGACAAAAGCUCUCAUCAGAGAACAACUGCCCAAGAAGUAUGACCGGGUGGUGUAUUGCUCUCUGACGGAUUUUCAGCAGACUGUGUAUCAGACCGUGCUGGACACGGAAGAUGUGACGUUGAUGCUGAGGUCUUCAGAGAAAUGUGACUGUCAAAGUGGACGUAGCCGCAUAAGCUGCUGCUAUAAAACAAACACAGAAGGUGUGAAAAUGAAGGGGUUGUACUUCAGUUACUUGGCCAUAUUGAGGAAGGUUGCAAACCAUGUCGCUCUGCUGCAGUCCACUGCAGGCGUCAGCAAGAAACAGGAGAAAUAUGUUGGUGCCAUCUGUGCAAACGUAUUCCAGAAGAUUCCAGACUUUGUGCAGAGAUGCAAAGACAAAGCGUUCGAAGCCCUGUCGGACCCGAUGUACAGCGGAAAGAUGAAGGUUUUGCAGAAGCUGCUGAAAUAUUACCUGCAAAGGCGAGACAAAGUGCUUCUUUUUUCACUCUCAACCAAGCUGUUGGAUGUGCUGGAGAGCUACUGCAUGGCAGAGGGGCUGGACUACAGCCGGUUGGACGGAGCCACCAAAGCCAAAGAGAGAGUGCAGAUUGUCAAAGCGUUUAACAGCUCCUCUCACGUCAACCUCUGCCUGGUUUCCACCAUGGCGGGUGGUCUUGGCCUUAAUUUCGUGGGUGCCAAUGUGGUUGUGCUCUUUGACCCCACAUGGAACCCAGCCAAUGACCUCCAAGCUAUUGACAGGGCGUAUCGUAUUGGUCAGUGCAGGGACGUGACUGUUCUUCGGCUGAUCUCAUUGGGGACUGUGGAGGAGGUUAUCUACCUCAGACAAGUUUACAAACAGCAAUUGCAAUGCUCAGUUGUGGGCAGGGAGAGUUCGCGAAGGUACUUUGAGGCGGUGCAGGGUCAUGGCGCCCACAAGGGGGAGCUCUUUGGGAUCAAAAACCUCUUCCGGCUGCAGACCGAAGGGACGUGCCUCACCCGCAAGAUACUAGAGCGCGAAGGACAAGUGGAGGCCGGUGUGAUGACCAGCAGCACACACUCGGGCGAGGAGAAGGAGGAGGAGGAGGAGACGACGAAGGAAGUUAGCGGCCCUGAAGACUCAAUGUCCACAGACGGCCCCGUAGCCAACAAUGAGCAAGCAAAGGAGAAGAGAGGUGUGUCGAAGGGCCCCACGGGGGUGUUGGACUUCAGCAGUGGAAGUGAAGAGGAUGAGGAUGAGCAGGGUCUUAAGAGGAAGGCAACGAGCCCCAGUGUAAUCAAUGGCAACAGGGCUGGGAACUCUGCCGCUGGUCCUGGUCGAAUGAGUCUCCUGCAGCACGGUUUCUCCAGGCUUCUCCAAAGGGUCAAAGGAAAACCCGAGUUAGCAGAAGGGGACAGUAGUCCGGAUGUUGAUGAAAGCCCCUCCGAGGAAGAUUCUGAGGAUCCAAAGAUGCAGAGUACCUCGUCUGGCAUUUGUCAGGACUCCAAAUCCAGAAAUGGUGCAAUCUCUCCUCAUAAAGUGGAAUUGAAAAGGGGGGAGAUCUCUAGUGGUUCAGACAGAGAAGACGGGGAGAAUGGAGAUAAGGGGAGACAAGAGAGGUUUCCUCUGUUGAAACAAAGUGAUGAUGCUGAAAGAAAGGGGCAGGGCCCGAAAGGAUGGACAAAUAAGAAAACAAGAGUGCACGAGGAAAGUGAUACAAAUUCCCCAUCGGAUGAAAAGAAACCUAAAAAGCUCAAAACUCGCGUUCCAAAAGUGCGCCGUUUUGACGGUCACUCGGAUGAAUCUGAGGACUUGGACGUAGAGGCAAAGACGUGGCCCAAGAGGGAUGCUUUAAAUUCAAAUGGUACAGUAGGUUACCGUGGAAGAGAGGAACUGGAGUGCAACAGGAAGAGGAAAACUGCUAACGUAAGGGACGAGGCCAGACCCAAAUUCACAGAAGACAUAGAGACAUACUCGUCUUCAGAAGAUGAGCACACACCCGUUAAGAAAGGGAGAUCCACAAGAGGUCGCCUCACAUCUCCACAGACGGAACGAUCCAGAUUUGAGUCGACAAAAGAUGAGCGAAGAGCAUUCACACAUCUAAGAAGCCAGGUGUCCCCGGUGUCCAAAGGAAAGAAUGGAACUAUUGACACUGUGCUAGGGGGGGUACACGAGGUGGCGUACACUCACUCCAACCAGCGCGUGGUGGGCGGGAGCAAAGCGGAGGAGAGGAUCAGCAGGGCUGCUGUACGAGACGUGUUUGAGCGCAAGAUGUACUCUCAGCUCCCGGCCAAUCGCCUUCUUGGCACCCAAGAGAGCCCGUCCCUGAGCCCACCACACAGUCAGCCGGGCUCCCUUCCUGUCAGACCGCUGAAGCCCAGUGUGGACCAUCCAGUCACCUUCAUCAGCAAGAGUGUGCACCACACCAGACACACCACCUUCAUCAUCGGAGAGACUCCCAAGGCCAUACACAGGCAGCAGCUGGAAGAAAUGGCAGAGAAAUUCAACUUCCCCUCAGUCCAUCAGUUUGCAGGGGAAGUUCUGAGAGGAAGCUCAACCCAGAGGCUGUCUUGGCUGCGAGAGUAUUACACUUCACUGAACCUCCCCGACCUGGCCAGCACCGUCUCCAACAACUUCCCACAACCCGAUUCAGCACAGAGCCCCUCUUCAGCUCUUACCUCCUCAACAUCCUUGAAAGCCACCUCAAAAUCCCACACGCAGAACCGAACCCCGCAAACGGAUGUUCCAAGAGCCGAGAGAAGGCCUAAACACACGGACAAGAACCCUGAACCUAAAACUCCGGCUGAAGCCUCGCACGGUGUCUCUGUGCCACAGAAAAAGUCUCAACACCCACAUCAUGAUGUUCCCCAAUCCAAGACAAAGCAGAUACACCCACACAAUGAUGUGGAAUCAACCAAGAAAAAGCCAAAUUUCCCUGAAAGGAAUGUGCUAGAACCAUUUAGUGAUGUUCCGAGGCUUGAGGCAGAGGAGCAGGAGGAGACUGCCUGCAGUGCCAGAGGACAUAAGAGGACAAAGAGGGGUAGUGUUUCUAGUUCUGGUGCCCUUGGAGCUGGUGGUGGUCUUGGCUUGGAUGAGGCCAGCACCAGUGGUCUGGGGUCUGUGGAGGUCACGGCGUUCCAGAAGUGCACAGACAAGCGUAUCCCUUCUUCUCCGGACCUCAGCCAUGGCGGGUCCACCACGUCAUCCAAACCCACCGCACGGGGGGGGGAGAAAGAGCAGAACGCACCUCGUCGUUCCCUCCUCACAGACCUGAUAGGAGACACCUCCAUCCUCGACGAUCUGUUGAAACCCAAACACCGGGGUGCUCCAAAAGCACCCGCCGCCCUCUCCUCCGUGCCAGCGAGCACGCGUCUCACUACGCCGUCUCCGUCCGCAGACUCUCCAAACAAAGCACCCGGACUCCACGUGGUACCAAAGGGCAGUCGCAAAGACUUCUGGGACAUCUUGAAUGAGGGUAACGAGGAGAGCAUCAACCGGUUAACGGACCCGGCGGAGGUGCAGAGGGUUUGUGUCAACACUAACUUUGCAGCUCGAGGUGGGUCUGGGAAACGUGAGAGCAAGAGUCUCUGGAAGACCAAUGAGAAGUUCCUGUGGAAGAAAUGAUGCAACAAUUAAUAGUGUCAAGGUUUUCACUUCUGUACUUUUUACUUUUUCAGCUCUGAAGGGAUAUUUAAAGCAGUUUUUUUUCUGCUUUGGAUUUUUAGAUUUUAUUCUUUUUAAAUGUCUUUCUUUGCUGUCUAUUCUUAUUUGCCAUAAUAAUUUAAAAUCAUCAGAGGCACUGUUACUCAAAUAAAACAAA
Messenger RNA from Pungitius pungitius (ninespine stickleback), 5151 nucleotides. RefSeq names its product excision repair cross-complementation group 6-like 2 (gene ercc6l2). The transcript is spliced from 20 exons. Gene Ontology annotation, molecular function: ATP binding; ATP-dependent chromatin remodeler activity. The coding region runs from base 276 to 4955 and encodes 1559 amino acids. The record is from RefSeq and is a predicted model, not a curated record. NCBI's taxonomy places the organism in Eukaryota, Metazoa, Chordata, Actinopteri, Perciformes, Gasterosteidae.